AGUAGGUCGUCGCGUGCCCGGCCUGGAGCUCCGGCCGGUCGAGAGGCGCAGUGAGUCGAGUGAAGCUCCCGCUGGUGGACCCCAGGGACCUCCGAUAGACUGAACCUGACGGCCGAGGCGGUUAUUUCAUGGCACAAACAGCGGAGUUGGAAACUCAGCGGAGGAGUGGAACACCGAGGGGCAGUUCGGCACCCACCAAGCUAUCGGCGAGCUGCGCGGGCGUCCUGCAGCGGCGUGUGACUGGUGCCUGCCGGCGGGAUGGGGGCGCGGCGCCGGCUCUGCUGCUGCGCCCUGCUGCUGGCCGUGCUGGCCGGCCAGCUGCUGCUGAUGGCGCGGCUGCGCGGACACCGGGCGCCCGACGACCACACGGCCGCCUCUCUGGGUCGACUACACGGCGGCCUUCGGCAGCUGGUGAGCGCGCCAGAGUCGUCUCCAAGCAGCGAUACUGCGCCAGGGUCGGCGCCAAGUGGCGAUACUGCGCCAGAGUCGUCUCCAAGUAGCGAUACUGCGCUAGAUUCGUCUCCGAGCAGUAAUACUGCGCCAGAUUCGGCGCCAAGUGGCGUUCACAACUCCACGCCCGAGUCGGCGUUAAGCACCAGCGAAAGCUCAAUAUUUGAGCCGAUAUCCAGUGCUGGUGUGAGCUCAGCGCCCGAGUUGGUGCCAGACAGUGAUGAAAACUCAGCACCGGAGUCGGUGUCGAACCGAGACCAGAACUCGGCGCCAAUGUCGGCGUCAAACUCUGACCAGAACCCAGUGUCAGGUAACAACCAGGCUCCAAACGCGGCGUCCAAAUCGACGCCCAGUGACGGCCGAGCGCCCAAAUCGGUGCAAGGUGACACUCCUGCACGGAAGGUCGCGCCGGUGUCGCCCCCGGUCGCCGCGGCGCCCCUCGCCAGCGCCUCUCCGACGGAGGUCCUGGACGGGAGUCCGCCGCACCUCAUCAUCAUCCUGUCUUCAUCGCCUCGCAGCGGCUCUUCUUUGCUCGGUGAGAUCCUCAGCACCUCGCCCAACACGGCCUAUUUCUUCGAGCCGUUCUACUACCACGUGAAGAACAACAUCUCGGUGUCCCGGCUGCCGGCGGAGGAGGUGCAGCAGACGCUGCGCCAGCUGCUGACCUGCCAGCUGAAUCGGACGGCCGUGCUGCGCGAGGCCAAGUACCGCCGCUUCAUCUGGCGGCCGCCAGUGAAGCUGCGCGGCGCCACGCCCAGUGCCGACACCCUCGGCCGGCGCUGCGCCGCCGCCAGCACGCGCGUGGUGAAGCUGGUGCGGCCGCGGCUGCGGCAGCUGCUGCCGCUGCUGCAGGACGCCGAGCUGGGGCCGCACCUGCGGCUGGUGCACCUGGUGCGCGACCCGCGCGGCACGCUCAACUCGCAGCUGCACGCCACCACCGUCUGGAACCGGCUCGGCGAGAAGCUGACCACCUACUGCGACGGCGUGCGCGCGGACCUGGCGGCGGCGCGGCCGCUGCACGACGCGCGCUACCAGCGCGUCCACUACGAGCAGCUGGCGCUGCGGCCCGAACAGGUGGCCGUGCAGCUGUACCGCGGCAUGCAGCUGCCGCAGCCGCCCAUGCUGCACGCCUACUUUCAGCGGCACAUGAACAGCAGCGGUCCGCCGCCGCCGCCUCGGCCGUUGGUGGUGCGCUCCCGCAGCUCGGGGAAGGCCGGCUGGCGCGGCCCGCAGCCGCCGGCCGACCGGCGCGCUGAGCUGGCCUCCCGACACACCGUCCUGAGCCGCGGGAAGCGGGCCGUCCCGGCCAAACGACCGCCGAAACAGCAGCCGGCACGGCCGAAGGAGCAGCAGCUGCAGAAACAGCUGCGGCAGCGGAAACAGCAGCUGCUGCAGCUGCGGAGGAGCCACGACCGCGAACAGAAGCAGCAGUAUUUCAGCACGUACCGCGGACCCGACUUCGACCCGUACCAUUGGCGAAAGGAGCUGAAACCGGAGUUGAUCCACGAGCUGGAGCAUUACUGCGCCGACGUGAUAGCGGAGCUCGAGACGGAAGCGACAGCGUCACCGGAGCGGGACGCGGCCGGGCCCGCUCGGUGACAGACAGUCCGACCGGCCAGCUGGCGGUAAUCGGAUCCCCUUCCGGUCCUACAGACAGACGAACAGACGGACAGUAGGCGCGCCUGCCGCCUACAUGAGGUAGCCAGAAUAGAGGAAGGAACCGUGCCUGUCCGUCAGAGAGACGAAAACGCGGCAUUGUGAUAAUAAAGUGUCGCUGCGUUGUAAUUUGUCCUCUAGCAGGAAACGUAUUGUUUGGUUUACUUGUGUUCCCAUUGGUUGUGUACGGGUUUUGGAACGGCAUUUUCGGAAAGUAGCUGUGAUUCAAGGGGAAUGCAUGUCCGUGUCACGUGUGGGCAUACGCCGCUCUUCCUUUAAUUGAUUUGGAUGUAUGUACCUACAUUUUCAAAGGAAUCAAACAACUGUUAUACAGUUCUCGGAGAAUGAUUCAAGUGCCUAUUGUGUUACGCGGCAAUACGUUUCAUGGCCUUCUUCAUUGUGUGCUUUUCUGCACUAUAUGCCACGAGUGUGAGCGCUUUUUAUUCCAUGUACAUGUAGGUGUGUUUGUAUAAUUACCUUAUAAUUAUUUUACUUUCGACUUACCUAUGUAUGUGAUUCGCUGAUAUCAAUCGUGCAGAACUUCACUUGUACUUAUCCAGGGUUUUACCUGAUACACGUCCACCGCACAUGUACCCUAGAAGAUAAUAUACCUAACAUAUUUUAUGACA
This is a messenger RNA of Amphibalanus amphitrite, 2735 nucleotides long. RefSeq lists its product as uncharacterized. Gene Ontology annotation, molecular function: N-acetylglucosamine 6-O-sulfotransferase activity. NCBI's taxonomy places the organism in Eukaryota, Metazoa, Arthropoda, Thecostraca, Balanomorpha, Balanidae. Gene Ontology annotation, biological process: sulfur compound metabolic process; N-acetylglucosamine metabolic process. The coding region runs from base 259 to 2049 and encodes 596 amino acids. The transcript is spliced from 4 exons. The record is from RefSeq and is a predicted model, not a curated record.